Molecule: messenger RNA, 2318 nt
Organism: Lycium ferocissimum
Lineage: Eukaryota; Viridiplantae; Streptophyta; Magnoliopsida; Solanales; Solanaceae
Product: pentatricopeptide repeat-containing protein At4g14820
Exons: 3
Coding region: 63-2219 (718 amino acids)
Biological process (GO): RNA modification
Molecular function (GO): zinc ion binding; RNA binding; protein binding
Source: RefSeq, a predicted model, not a curated record
CCAUUGUAGAGCUUCCCAAGCUCAAAUACUCUUCCCAUACAGUCCCCUUCCCUGCACAUGCCAUGUCCAUAACAACCCACCCCAUCACCCCCUUCACCACCCACCCCAACCACCUAUCCACCUCCAUCUCCAAAGCCACUUCCCUCCUUCAACUCAAACAAAUCCAUACCCAAAUCCUCAAACAAAACAUAAGCCCAUCAACUUCCAAUUCUCUCCUUUUCAACCUCAUUCUUUCUUCCAUUCCUUUCUCAUCAGCCCUUCACUAUUCCCUUUCCAUCUUCUCCACUAUACAUCCCCCACAAACCCACCUCACCAACAAGCUUUUUCGCCAACUUUCGCGUUCUAAAGAACCCCAUAAUGCUUUCUUGUUUUUGGAAAAUGGUAGAACAAAUGGCUUGGAGGUUGACAGGUUUAGUUUCCCGCCAUUGCUGAAAGCUGCAUCGAAGGCUUUGGCGUUGCGUGAAGGAGUUGAGAUUCAUGGGUUGGUUUGUAAACUUGGAUUUGAUUAUGACCCGUUUGUUCAAACUGCUUUGCUUGGGAUGUACGCGAAUUGUGGACAAAUUCAAGAUGCGCGGUUGGUGUUUGAUAAAAUGUCUCAAAGAGAUAUUGUCACUUGGGAUAUAAUGAUUGAUGGCUACUGUCAGAAUGGCCUUUUUGAUGAUGUAUUGGUGUUAUUGGAAGAGAUGAGGAGCUCUAAUGUGGAGCCGGACGGGAGGGUUUUCACAACCAUUCUAUCUGCUUGUGGUAAAACUGGAAAUUUAGCCAUUGGGAAAGUGAUUCAUGGGUUAAUAUCUGAGAAUAACAUCAUCGCUGAUUCUCGUCUGCAAAGUUCUCUGAUCAGCAUGUAUGCAGGCUGUGGCUGCAUGGAUUUGGCUCAGGAUUUGUAUGAAAAAAUGUCACAAAAGAAUUUGGUGGUAUCAACUGCCGUAAUUUCAGGAUACUCAAAGGUUGGGCAAGUUGAAGCUGCACGCUCUAUUUUUGAUCGAAUGACAAAUAAGGACUUGGUUUGUUGGAGUGCGAUGAUAGCUGGUUAUGCAGAGAGCGAUCAACCUCAAGAAGCUCUGAAGUUACUUGACGCAAUGCAGGCAUCUGAAGUGAAGCCUGACCAAGUAACUAUGUUAAGUGUUAUCUCAGCCUGUGCUAAUCUCGGUGCAUUGGAUCAAGCAAAAAGAAUGCAUUUGAUUGUUGAUAAGUAUAGAUUUCGAGAAGCUUUGCCUGUAAAUAAUGCCCUAAUUGAUAUGUAUGCCAAAUGUGGGUGUCUAGACGGAGCAAGAGAAGUUUUUGGUCGAAUGCGAAGGAAAAAUGUUAUUUCCUGGACUAGUAUGAUUAGCGCAUAUGCCAUUCAUGGAGAGGCCGAUCAGGCCUUGAUGCUUUUUUAUCAAAUGAAAGAGCCCAAUUGGAUUACGUUUGUGGCUGUUCUAUAUGCUUGUAGCCAUGCUGGACUAGUUGACGAGGGACAACAGAUCUUCUCGUCAAUGCUGAAUGAGUACAAUAUUACACCUAAAGUUGAACACUAUGGUUGCAUGGUGGACCUUUACGGCCGAGCGAAUCGUCUAAGAGAAGCCCUAGAGCUGAUAGAGACUAUGCCUAUGGCUCCAAAUGUUGUCAUAUGGGGUUCAUUAAUGGCUGCUUGUCGGAUCCAUGGUGAGUUUGAACUAGGAGAAUUUGCAGCUAAAAGGCUUCUUGAGUUAGAUCCUGAACAUGAUGGGGCUUAUGUCUUCUUAUCAAACUUCUAUGCAAAAGGAAGAAGAUGGGAAAAUGUUGGGGAGGUAAGACAACUUAUGAAACACAAAGGCAUAUUGAAGGAACGGGGACACAGUAAGAUUGAAAUGGACAAUGAGAUACACGAAUUCUUAACAGCUGAUAAGAGUCAUAAACAUGCAGAUGACAUCUAUGCAAAGCUAGACGAGGUAGUUUGCAAGUUGAAGCAGGUUGGUUAUGCUCCAAAUACAAGCGUUGUUUUAAUUGAUGUAGAUGAAGAUGAGAAGAAGGAUAUGGUUCUCUUGCACAGCGAGAAAUUGGCUCUUUGUUAUGGAUUACUGAAAAGUAAUAGGGGAUCGUCACCAAUACAUAUAAUUAAGAACUUAAGGAUCUGUGAGGAUUGCCAUAACUUUAUGAAGUUGGCAUCUAAGGCGUUUGAGAGAGAAAUUGUUGUAAGAGAUAGGACUAGAUUUCACCAUUACAGAUAUGGCUCAUGUUCUUGUAAAGACUACUGGUGACAGCAAUUUAUGAAAUAGAACUAGUGUACUAAUUGUAUUAUAUUGUCCUCAUUUCUCUUUAGCAUUCAAUUUCAUAAGUGCAGGCAGAGCACUUCUGGC